UGAAAGUGCAUAACUUGCAAAAUGUAAUUCCUGGCAGCCAGGGGCCUUUUACAUUAUAACCGACUCGCUUGCAUAACUAACCUAUUUCACAAAGACUGAAGAUGAGCAUUUAAACAACAGGAGAACGAAUACCCUAAGAUAAAUCUGUUUUUUUACAAAACCGGCAAGAUGGAGAGACUCUUUCUUGUGCAUGUUCUGUUUACAAUGUGCUGGGCUGUGCCUCAAGACCUCUCAGGUAAAAUGUUCACAUUUCCAAAGGAGUCCGUCUCUGAUCAUGUGGGGCUAAUACCAAAGGGAGAAAACUAUCCUUCUGUGACAGUAUGUCUCAGGUAUUUCACAGAUGUCAAGAGGGCGUUUUCCAUCUUUUCCAUGGCAACUCCGACAAGCACCAAUGACUUUCUGUUGUUCAAAGAGUCCAAUGGUGACAUGGAGCUACAUGUUAGAUAUGUGGGAAGUACAUUCACAGGGCUACCAGAUGAGCAGAACAUGUGGAUGGCUCUGUGUGGGAGCUGGGACUCAGUCACCGGACUCAGUCAGGUUUGGAUCAAUGGGAAGCCAAGUGCAAGGAAGAUGGGACACACUGCUGGGAGUGUGCUGAAUGGAAAACCCAUCAUAAUCCUAGGUCAGGACCAGGAUUCUUAUGGUGGAAAUUUUGAUAAAGGACAAUCGUUUAUUGGUCAAUUCACUGAUGUACACAUGUGGAAUUAUGUUCUGUCACCUUGUGAGAUCCAGCGCUUCACAAGCGACUUAGAUUUCACCCCUGGGAAUGUACUUAACUGGAGGUCCCUUGAAUACACGAUUAAUGGGCAUGUUGUUCUAGAAAACAAGCAAACACCCUGCCAAGAAUGAGCAGUGUCAACCAAUCAUUCAGCGUGUUGAGAAAUGUUGACUAUAAUCAAACAUCUGAAUAUGCUUGUGUGUCUAUUCACAACUAUCCUGCAAAUCAUCAUAAAAAGUGUUUUUCUAAUCAAAUCAAGAAACACAUUAUAUUCUUUCCUAAAGCAAUAUCCUCCAAUGAAUCUAAUAAAAUUACACUCUUUAUAGUAAA
Molecule: messenger RNA, 1048 nt
Organism: Oncorhynchus keta (chum salmon)
Lineage: Eukaryota; Metazoa; Chordata; Actinopteri; Salmoniformes; Salmonidae
Product: serum amyloid P-component-like
Exons: 4
Coding region: 169-849 (226 amino acids)
Source: RefSeq, a predicted model, not a curated record